Macroventuria anomochaeta is the source of this 1693-nucleotide messenger RNA. Its product is annotated as ATP11-domain-containing protein. Gene Ontology annotation, cellular component: mitochondrion. The transcript has a single exon. Bases 381 to 1379 code for a protein of 332 amino acids. The record is from RefSeq and is a predicted model, not a curated record. NCBI's taxonomy places the organism in Eukaryota, Fungi, Ascomycota, Dothideomycetes, Pleosporales, Didymellaceae. Gene Ontology annotation, biological process: mitochondrial proton-transporting ATP synthase complex assembly.
CGAUCUUUCAAGACCUCUUCCAGUCAAGGAAUCGUGACGGGAUAUGAGCCAGCUUCAUGAUGCGCAUCUACGGUUAGUAACGAUGUUCGAACAGGAUGGCAUUCGUUCCACACAACGUGAGCUACCUAAAGCACCUGGUAGACUCUGACCUCUUCGACUUGGAAUCACUCUCCAGUUAGCAGCAUCGAUUCGUUCCCAAUCUGUUGAGGGUUGUUCAUCUCCGAAGUUGACUCGGUUCAAUGCCGUGGCCUGAAGUAGUAGUGAUCGUCCUGCCGGUCCCUGCAUUUGACCAGCCAAUAGGAGUCCACGGGCAUCUGCGGCGGUAGCAUUUCGAGAUGCAGUUUCAAGCUCCGUCAUCGUCGACAACACCAACUACAACCAUGGCGCUCCGUAUGCCAACCCUACGGAACGCAUUCCGUCAGCCUUUGUCAAACCCACGAUUCUGUCAACGCCGUUGGGCUCAAGUUCAGGAUGUUCGCUUCCUUGCGACUCACGGUACCGAGGAGAGAAUAUUGUCGAAGUACAAGGACAAGCUCGCCUCCAAGGCAAAGAAGGAGGGAGUGAAGGACAUCGCCGAGUUGAAGGAGAAGCACAAAGAGAAGAUUGAGGAACUGAGGAAGGCAGCUGUCGUUCCGGGCGCGACAGGACCUUUGACACCACCACCUUCGCCUUCAUCCUUAUCGAGUGCGUCGCCGUCUGCAUCCACUGCAGCGUCAUCGCCAUGGCCAUCACCGCCUCCCCCACCGCAGCCACGAGACCCUAAUGCGCCACCACCAGGCGUCAAGACGCUUGAGUCCUUCCUCAAUGUCUCCAAGAUCAGCACACUGCCUAACAAAGAGGUCGAGACGCUCUGGAGGCUACGCCACGCUUCGAACCCACAGAGCAUACACUUUGCCGUCCCUGCGAAUAUAUUUUCCUCGCUACUCCAGACCGCCAAGCAACACCCUGCAUUCGUGCUCCCUGUGCCGCGAGAGAUCCCCGUCGAGCACCAAGAAGGCGAACAAGCCACCGGCCAGACACAGCAAGCCGCGGAGCUGCACUACCUCCAGUUCGCUCACCCGCAUAAGGACACAACAACAUUACUGUUUACAUCUCUCGCUGAGUUUAAGCUACGGGGCGAGUUCGCCAGCCCGCACACGACCAUCACAUUUCAUCAAGAGCUGUCGAACAGCCACAACCUGGUCCUCGGCCAAGGACUUGUCAUCGAGAACAGGGGAAUCAGCGUGGAUGAGGCAAGAUGGCUGGUCAUGUGCAUGCAGAAAUUCUACGUGCAGAGCGAGGAAGGUAAGGGGAGAGGAGAGCUACUCAAGCAGUUCACGACUGGUGAUGCAGGAUUCCAGGUCGAGAGGCUCAUUGAUGAGGCCGAGAAGGCCUUGUAGAAGGCCUAUCCUCCCAGCAAGGUGUACGACCAUUGUAUGAUACGACUUGUGCAUAUAGAAAGCACAGUAGACUUGCUCAGAAUAAAGCUAACCCAUGUGUCUUUGACACAAUCUACUUGAUUCAGACACGUUCCCCGUCUCCUCUUCGUACUACAACCUAGAGAAUCGACACACAAAACGAUACAAGCACGAUCGCAAAGUGUCAAAGACUCUGGUCUUCCGAAUAACGCGUACUUAUCACGUACCUUCUGCAAUGCGAGAACGCUGCGUGCCUGUAGGUAAAGCAUUUGUUAAGUGCUCUUAAAAAAGCUGUA